AUGUCAAAUCCUCCUUUUCAAAGGCAACCUCCUGGUUCACCCUUAAAUCAACAUAGUACAUUGGCUUCAAACAGUCAAAACUCAAAUAAUGCAUCUGGUUCUUCAUCAAACGCUCAUUCCAAUCUUUCUCCUCAUCAUGGUCAUCAUCAUUUUCAAACUUCAUCAAGAAAACCUUCGAUAGUGGAAUUAUUAAGUUCUCCUCCUCCUUUACCAGUUAAUCCUGCUGAUCAAGAUGAUAUCAAUCAACUUUCAUUAUCAAGAAACCCUUCUAUUAGUAGUCGUACUUCUUCUUAUCAAAAUAAUAAUAAUACUACUGGUGGCGGUAAUUUAAGUCAUCAUAAUUCUAUAACUGGUUUUGAUUGGAGUGAUAUACCUUUAAGUGAAUUAACUGAAUCAAAUAAAUUAAUUUCAAUUAAUUCAUCAUAUUCAGUUCAAAAAGCUUUUGAAACUUUAGUUGAUCAUUGUUUAACUUCAGUUCCUGUUUCAUUAAAUCAUAAUAAUCCGGAUGAUUUAUCAAAUUGUUUAACAUUUGAUUAUAGUGAUUUAAAUACUUAUUUAUUAUUAAUUAUGAAUAAAAUUUCUUUAAAUGAAUUAUCCAUUAAUGAAAUUAUUGAUAAAAAUAAUAAUAAUAAUAAUAAUAAUGAAUCAACGGCUAAAAGACAAGAAAUUUUAUUACAAACUAUUAAUAAAGCAAAAAGAGGUGAAGAAGUUCCAGUUGAAUUUAUUAUUAAAUUACAUCCUAAAAAUCCAUUUGUUCAAUUUACUGAAUCUGAUACUUUAUUUAAAGUUAUGGAAGCUUUAGGUAAUGGAGUUCAUAGAGUUGCUAUAACUGAUCCUCAAACUUCAAAAAUUACUGGUAUUUUAUCUCAAAGAAGAUUAAUUAAAUAUAUGUGGGAAAAUGCUAGAAGAUUUCCAUCAUUAGAUUUUUUAUUAAAUUCAACUUUACAAGAUUUAAAAAUUGGUUCUAAUACUCCAAUUACAAUUUAUGAAGAUCAAUUAUUAAUUGAAGCAUUACAUAAAAUGUUUGUUGAAAGAGUAAGUUCAUUAGCUGUUAUUGAUAAAUCAAGAUCAUUAAUUGGUAAUAUAUCUAUUGUUGAUGUUAAGAAUGUUUCAAGUUCAAAAAAUUCUCAUUUAUUAUUUAAAUCAGUAUUAAAUUUUAUAAGUUAUAAUUUAACUCAAAAAGGAAUUGAAGAAGGUCAAGAUCAAUUUCCAAUAUUUCAUGUUAAUAAUCAAAGUUCAUUAGGUCGAGUGAUUGCAAAAUUAGUUGCCACUCAAAGUCAUAGAUUAUGGAUUGUUGAAUCAACUAAUAGACAUUCAAGUAUUAUAGCGGCUAAUCAACCAACCACUAUAGAAGCAGCUUUAAAUCCAAGUAUAAGUAUAACCAAUUCAUCAUCAUCACCUUCAUCUACAUCAGCUGCUACAUCAGUUUCAUCAAAUAGUAGUACUGGGGGUGAUAUAAGUUAUGGAUUACCGGGAAAAUUGAUUGGAGUUGUAUCAUUGACUGAUAUAUUAGGAUUAUUUGCUUCAUCAAAAGGUACUAAAGUUGAUCCUCAAUUUUCAAGAAAUCAAAGAAGAAGAUCAUCAACUUCAACUACAAGAUCAAGUAUUGAUAGUGCUAUAAGUCUUGAUCCAACUAGAGGUCCUCCUGUUGAUAGUAGAUCUACAUUAUUAAAUACUUCAUCAAUAGCAUCUACAUUAGGUAGUGGUGGUAGUGGUACAUCAACCAAUACCGAUAAAUGA
Molecule: messenger RNA, 1740 nt
Organism: Scheffersomyces coipomensis
Lineage: Eukaryota; Fungi; Ascomycota; Pichiomycetes; Serinales; Debaryomycetaceae
Gene: SDS24
Product: Sds24p
Exons: 1
Coding region: 1-1740 (579 amino acids)
Biological process (GO): regulation of mitotic metaphase/anaphase transition; cellular response to glucose starvation
Molecular function (GO): protein serine/threonine phosphatase inhibitor activity
Source: RefSeq, a predicted model, not a curated record